AAAUGUUAAAUGUAGCCAGGUCUAUCGGCAACACAGUUCCCGGACAAAUCAGUUCGCAGCCGUGCUAACUAAUAAGCUAGCUAUGUUGUCAGCCUGUAUCCCAGAACGGAGGAGGGCAUACGAAACUGCGAAGACAGUUCCGACGUAAUACGUUUGGAAAAUAUUUGGAAUUCCACUUCCGUCCGAGACGUGACUCUUUCUUUUGACGAGAGAAUUCCGCUAGUUAAUACACUUUGGCAACUUUUGGUUGGCAUUUACACGUUAAUCGAUGGCUUCCUCGCCGCAGAAAUCUCCGUCUUCUCCUAAAUCACCGACCCCAAAAUCGCCACCUUCAAGAAAGAAAGAUGAUUCCUUUCUGGGGAAGCUUGGAGGAACUUUGGCAAGAAGGAAAAAGGCAAAAGAAGUGUCUGAGCUCCAGGAGGAGGGGAUGAACGCCAUCAACCUGCCCCUCAGCCCCAUCCCGUUCGAGCUGGACCCCGAGGACACCAUGUUAGAGGAGAACGAGGUCCGCACCAUGGUCGACCCCAACUCGAAGAAUGACCCCAAACUGCAGGAGCUGAUGAAGGUGCUCAUAGACUGGAUCAACGACGUGCUGGUGGGGGAGCGGAUCAUUGUGAAGGAUCUGGCCGAGGACCUCUACGACGGCCAGGUUCUGCAGAAGCUCUUCGAGAAACUGGAGGGGGAGAAGCUGAACGUCGCCGAGGUGACGCAGUCGGAGAUCGCCCAGAAGCAGAAGCUGCAGACGGUUCUGGAGAGGAUCAACGACACUCUGAGGGUCUCGUCCAGGAACGUCAAGUGGACCGUCGACUCGGUCCAUGCUAAGAGCAUGGUGGCCAUCCUCCAUCUGCUGGUGGCCCUCUCCCAGCACUUCCGAGCUCCGAUACGACUCCCGGACCACGUGUCCAUUCAAGUUGUAGUGGUCCAGAAACGUGAGGGAAUUCUGCAGUCUCGCCAAGUCCAGGAGGAGAUCACUGGGAACACUGAGGCUUUGUCUGGAAGACAUGAGAGGGACGCCUUCGACACUCUGUUCGACCACGCUCCGGACAAGCUGAACGUGGUGAAAAAGACCCUCGUCACCUUCGUGAACAAGCACUUAAACAAGCUGAACCUGGAGGUGUCGGAGCUGGACACACAGUUUGCUGACGGGGUGUAUCUGGUGUUACUCCUGGGCCUCCUGGACGGAUACUUCGUUCCCCUCUACAACUUCUUCCUCACCCCUGAGAACUUUGACCAAAAGGUGCACAACGUGGCGCUCUCCUUCGAGCUGAUGCAGGACGGCGGACUGGAGAAGCCCAAACCCAGGCCCGAGGACAUAGUGAAUUGCGAUCUGAAGUCCACGCUGAGGGUGCUGUACAACCUCUUCACCAAAUACAGGAAUGUUGAAUAAACAGGAAGCGUCUCCGGGGCAACCGGCCUGGUCAGCAGGCUCCUUCACCGCUACCGUUCUCCGCCCCCUGACGGCACACACGGACUGCCGUACAUGCGAUCCCAGUUAAUAAUGUAUUACCCCUGCAGACAUUUUGGGCGGAUAUCAAAUAUAGGUUUUUUUUUGUUGUUUUUUUUUUUUUGUUUUUGUGAUUUGAUUUGAACGGUGAUUCGUUUUAUCGUUAUUGCUUUUCAUUUUGAGGAAAAUAAGAAAAUCUCGAACGCAAAUAAUCAUGUUGUUAAAUAUAAAUACAACAGAACAGGCAUUGGUAGAAACAGGUAUCGGAAAGCAUUCAGACACGUGUGAAAGUGUAAAUGUGGAUCUUGUUAAGGUGCGGUAUAGCACCACAUGGAAAGUCAGGGGUGAAGCUACAUUCCUGUUAAACUGUUAAAAGGUAACGCCAUUUUGACCAAAAGCCCCUAAAUUGCUGGAGGAGCCCUUGAAGCAACAUGGGACCAUACAACAUUUAUGAUGGCUUUUAGAAAUGUGUGUACUUUUUAUUGUAAUAUAUACAAUACAGAUCAAUUUUCUAGACUUAAUGCCUACCAGUGUGUAAUUAUACAGUGCCUUCCAAAAGUGUAGGUAGAGAUUUGUUAUUUUUGCUAUAUACUUCAGGCAUUUGGAUUUGAGAUUAAAAAGUUAAUUAGAAAAAAUGUACAGAUAAUCAGCUUUUAUCUCAUGGUGUUUACAUGCAUGUAUGUUUUACCAUUUUACAGAAACAUCUGUUUUUUGAUUGAGUCCUCCCAUUUUCAGUUGUGCAAAAGUAAGUCGGUGGAUGAACUUAAAAGUAAAUCGAAGCAACAAAAAAAAAAUCUAAUAUUUGCUUGCGUAGCCCUUACCUGCAAUAACUGCGUUAAUUCUGUGACCCACUUACAUUGUCGGACAUUUGGUAUCUCUUCUUUGGAAAUGCCUUUCCGGGCUUUCACUGCAGCCACUUGCGGUCGGUAGUUGUUUUGGGGGGAUUUCUGUCUUCGGUCUACUCCGCAGCGAGUGAAACGCGUGCUCGAUCGGAUUUAAAUCGGGUGACUGAUUUGGCCAGUCCGAAGCUUUCGGCGUUUCCCCGCUGAUGAAUGCUUCGGCUGCAUGGGCAGUUCGUUUGGAGCCAUCGUUUUGCCGCAGGAUGAAGCACCAGCCAAUGAGGUUGGGAGAAUUUUUUCAUCCCUAGCCUGACAAAGCCUGUCCGAAUCCGUCCUGCUGCUGCCCUCCUCCAUUACACUGUCAAUAAAUGUGAAUGAGCAUGUUCCGGAAGCAGCCGUACAUGCACAAGCCAUGACACUACCUCCAUCAUAUUUCACAGAUGUGGUGGUACGCUGUGGUACACGUUUGGCUUUCCGUCAUUUGGUUAUAGGUUUAUUUUGCUCUCACCUGACCGUAAAACUUUGUUCCAGAACUUUUCUGGCUCGUCUCAGUGUUUUUUUUUUUCUUCUUUUGUUUUGUUUUUUUUUUUAGCAGAUUCUAAUCAGGCCUUUGAUUCUUGCUGCUGAUUAGAGGUUCGCAUCAUGCAGUGCACCACUGUCCUGGAGACUGCUGGUGAUGUCAUUGUUUCUUAGGGUUUUUCUUAGGAUUCCUUUGUCACCAACUGCAGUUGUUUUCCUUGGACAAACCACCAGUGGUUUCCUUCUUUUUCAAAACUUUCCAAACUGCUGUACUUUCUAUAUCCAGUUUCUGUUCUUUCCUUCUUAAUGAAUUCUUCUGUUCUCUCAGCUUACCGACGUUCAGUAGUUUUUCAGCCUUUUCUCUGGUCUUCGUGGUGGUGCAUGCCUUCUGACUCCAAAUGCAAUCUCCACAGAUGAAAACAAAGGCUGAACCCAAGACUAGACACUCACUGCUCUUUUAUGUGUGAACAAUCCAUGCAAAAGGAAAUGCCCAAGCAACAGUUAACACCUGUCUGUCAUCCGUUAACUUACUUUUUCACAGCGAAAAUGUGGGGACUCAACACAAAAACUGCUGUUUCUGGAAAAUGGUAAAACGUACAUGCAUGUAAAUACCGUGAAAUAAAUGCCGAUUGUCUGUACUUUUGUCUCAUAUUCAUCCUUUGAUCUCAAUUCAGAAUGCCUUAAGUAUAUAGCAAAUUCUGUAAAAAAGUGUUUUGAAAACAGAAACCUGCUAGAAUCCAGGAAGCUCUGGUAAAAUCAAACCCGGUGUACAAACUUAGGUUUAUACCAGCUUAGGGUGAGGAGUAUAUCAGUGCAGUAAACUGGAAAUAAGACCAUUAAAAUAUAACAUAAAUGAAUAUGUUACCGACAGUGACUUUGUCACUCAUGGAUUCUGUAGGUAGACGACAACGGAUUAAGAUUAGGUUUAGUGAUAAACUCCAGCACUAGGACUCAAGAGUUAAAUGUAACUUCUGAUGGGGGGAAUAAACACAAACUCUAAAUACAAAGAAUGAAUAAUAUCUCUCAUUAGCUGCCUGGUCGUUGGUUUGCAUUAAUGUGUUUGCAUUUCACUAAAUUCUUUGGUUUCAGAUCAAAUCAGUUAUUGUUCAACUCACUCCCCUGGAUGCCAAGAAGUCACCCUUUUCAGAAAGGGAGACUUCGGAACCCCAGGAGCCAGCAAUCCCAUAGUCCACUGCUCCAUUGUGUUUAUAAUAAAGGCUUCACAUUUAUAAAAUGCAAAGUUUAGCUGAGAUACAUCAGAUGGAAGGAUAAGUCACCUGCUUGGAGAUUUACACUAGGGUGAUCAUGCCAGAAGAUAUGGCAUCUCUUAGCAUGCAGGGAUGUGUGUAUCAUGUUUGGAAAUUGUCUUGUCUGACAUCUUUAAUAUUGUUGUCUUUAAUAUGUGUUAUAUUUCUUCUGUCCCAUGUUGUGUUUUUUCUUAUGAGCACUGAGAUGAAGGAUAAUAUCAAUUUUAUGCUUUAUUUUGCAGACAAAGUAUUCUAAUUCCAUAACACUAAUUAGACUGAAAACAAGGAAGCUUACUGAAAAUCUGUCCUUUGUGUGAAGUAUUAGCACAUGUUUUUUCUAAGGGAUGUAACUGACAAGGCUUAGCACAAACCAUUUUGUUGCUUAAUUGCCUUGCAUGCUUUUAUACGGAUUUUGAUAUUACUUUUAAUUUCAUGAACAGUUUUGCGGUUUGAAGGAGAAACAUUCUCGAAGUAUAUGCACUGUUCAUUAAAAAAAAUGCUGAUUACACGAAAUGCUAAAAUAAAUAAUCUCUAAAACCCGUA
Messenger RNA from Anguilla rostrata (American eel), 4592 nucleotides. RefSeq names its product parvin, alpha a (gene parvaa). Gene Ontology annotation, molecular function: actin binding. Lineage: Eukaryota; Metazoa; Chordata; Actinopteri; Anguilliformes; Anguillidae. Gene Ontology annotation, biological process: establishment or maintenance of cell polarity; cilium assembly; actin cytoskeleton organization. Gene Ontology annotation, cellular component: focal adhesion; cytoplasm; actin cytoskeleton. The transcript is spliced from 13 exons. Bases 269 to 1387 code for a protein of 372 amino acids. The record is from RefSeq and is a predicted model, not a curated record.